Paramecium sonneborni is the source of this 1846-nucleotide messenger RNA. NCBI's taxonomy places the organism in Eukaryota, Ciliophora, Oligohymenophorea, Peniculida, Parameciidae. The record is from the annotation of a GenBank genome assembly.
AUGGAUAAAGAAUUUUAAUGUUGUUAAUGUUAACAAGAGUUUAAUUUACAGGAUAGAAGUCCACAUGUCCUCCCAUCCUGUGGUCAUUCAAUCUGUUAGUUAUGUGUAACUCAAUAUAUCUCAUCAAAAUUAAACUUAGUGUGCAAUGAAGACAAGUAUAUUCCAUCAGAUAUAAAUUAAGCAUCGAAUGUCAAGUUGAUAGAGAAAUCAAAUUCUUUCCUAUUAAUCAAAGCAUUAUAGUCUUAUUAAAAAAGAAACGAACUGUUCAAAGAUGUCAUACUUAUGUAACUCCAGAAGAUGCUAUUCCCAGAAUUUCAGCAGAAGAUGUUAGUGAAUUUUCAGGAGAUAGUUAAUCAAAUAUCAAUCUAAAUAAGAAUAUAUCUCAAUCACAUUCAUGUGAAAUAUUGCCGAUUAAAGAUGACUAAGGAGAUUUAUGUCCAAUUCAUUCAAAACCAUUAGAAUUAGUAUGUUAAGAAGAUGGACAAUAUAUAUGUGUUAAUUGUGCUUUAUUUGGAAAUCAUAAAUUUCAUAAUUACAAACCUAUUGAAAUCUAUGUCAAAGAAAUGGAAUAAACAUUUUAUGAUAUUACUACUAUAUAUGAAGUUGUUAAACAAAUGAGUUCCAAUAUCUAACUAAAAACUUAUAUUCAAGAAUUUUAAAACAAAAUACUCUAAUCUAAGGAUUCUAAAUUAUAAUCUAUUGAUGCCAAGUUUAAUGAACUAUUUGAUGAAUUAAAUUUUAUUAAAGAAGAAUUCAAAUCUAAAAUCACUAAUAAUUAUAAUCAAUAAUAUGAAAAUAACAAGAGAAAAAUUGAAUCAGAAUUUAUAUAACUUAAAGAUUAAGCAGAUAAAUGGUUAUCACAUACAGGAAAUCAAUUAAAUGAAUUUUUUGUUGAAAAAACUUAAAAUAAAUUAAAAAUGGAUCCUAAAGAAUUAGGAAAUAGCAAAGAAAAUGGUUCAUAAUUAAUUACUAAAAUUUAAAAUUAAUUUUCUUAAAUUGAUAUUCAAGUUAAAUUAAUCUCUGAUCAAUAACACUUUUUUAUACCUAUUGAGAAUAUUAAAAAUUAAUUUCCUCAUGAAAAUAAACUAUAAGAUUAAUUAUUAUUAGAUAGAGAAGAUAAAUUAACUGAUUCUGAUAUCAUAUAUUAAGAUAUCAAAGAUGAAAAAUUAACAUAAUCAAUGUACAUUUCUUAAUAACCAACAUAACCAGCCUCUCCUCAAUAUAAUGUUGGAAAAUCUAAUUUUUUUAGUUAAUCAACACCAGGAUAAUUCUAAAGAAAAGAUAGAAGUGUCACACUUUUAUAAACUGAACCAUCUGAAAUAAUUCCCCCAAAUACUAACAGAAAUAAGCUAUCAUCCUCCAAAUUUACUAAAGUCUAAAAAUUUAAUAAAGAUCCAAAAUUACAUGAUAAAAUUAUUAAUACACUUGCUAUGUUUGAAAAAUUUGAAAUGAUUGACUUCUCUACUCUUGGUAAAAAUUAUACUAUUUUAGAUGUAACUGAGCAAUUAAUUUUAGCCAUAGAUGAAGCACUAAAAAAUAAAAAAAUUGUCAAAGUCUUAAAAAUGAGUAAAUGUAAAAUUACUGAUGAUCUUUUUGCUAAGUUACUAUCAGUCAUUGAAGAAUCUAGGUAUUGAGGUUAAGUAUAUUUUACAGUGUUACAGCAUUGCAUCUAUAAUCCAACACAUUAACUGAAAAAGCAUUAGAUUAAAUAUUAAAUAUUGCCAAACUUAAAAAACAUUUUGAAUGCAAACAAAUCUAUUUGAAUGGCAAUAAUAAUAUCACCCUCGCUAAAGCUAAAAAAAAGAUAGAAGAAAUUAAAAAGUAUGGUAUCUAAGUAACCAUUUGA